This is a messenger RNA of Fusarium vanettenii 77-13-4, 1320 nucleotides long. RefSeq lists its product as uncharacterized. Lineage: Eukaryota; Fungi; Ascomycota; Sordariomycetes; Hypocreales; Nectriaceae. The transcript has 2 exons. The record is from RefSeq and is a predicted model, not a curated record. Bases 142 to 1020 code for a protein of 292 amino acids.
GUCUCGAGAAAAAAGAAAACAGUUAUUCAUCCACCAAAAUAUCUGCCCCAUUUCCAACGUUUUUUUUUCUCUGUUCCUUUCUUCCAUACUGGUGUUUCUACGCCCACGACAUUCAUUCUCACGCCAACCACACAAACAAACAUGAUGGAGUCACUUCUAUCUCUCGCCUUCGAUAACCUGUCGUCCUACGAUGGCCCCAAGGUCCGCAAGGGCCUGCGCCAGGUUGAAGGUCUUCUCGCCCAGAUCUGCCUCUCGAAUCCCCGUAGCGACAACUCGCGCCGCAACCGUGACCACGAAAACAACGGAGAGGCGUCGCCUGAGCAAAAGGACCUCGCCGAACUAUCCCAGGAUCCCGCUUUUCAAGAGUUUUUCAAGUUGCAGGAGGGAUUCGAGUGGAACGUUGCCAUGCGCCUUAUCGGCACUCUUGACCGUCUUAUGGCUAAGGGCAGCGACGGACAGAAUGAUCUCUUGAUCCUCAAUGCCCUUGAUCUCAUUCAGGGAACUCUCCUGUUGCAUCCCCCCAGCAAGUCGCUCUUCUCCCGGGAGCAGAAUAUGAACCUUCUCCUCGAUCUUCUUGAGCCCUUCAACUGCCCCGCUAUCCAAUGCGCGACUCUUCUCACCCUCGUCACCGCUCUCCUCGACACCCCCCGAAACACUCGCACCUUUGAGGGCCUUGAUGGCCUUCUUACCAUCACCUCACUCUUCAAGUCGCGCUCCACGGCCCGCGAGGUCAAGCUCAAGCUUGUCGAGUUCCUCUACUUCUAUCUCAUGCCCGAGUCACCAUCCAUCCCCCGCGCCGACCAGCGCGACUCUGUUCCUGGCAUGCUUCAACGGAGCCCAAGCAAGCUUGCGGGCGCCUUUAACAACGAAGCCCGUCGCAAGCGAUCUGGCUCCGAUGCGGAUGACGUUUAUCUCACAACCGAAGAAAAGCAGGAGUUGCUUAGCCAACAUCUGAGCAGUGUCGAGGAACUUGUCAAAGAUCUUAGAAACUGUGCUCCCUUUGGAGGCGUCGUCUGCUAAACGCAGGCAGUCGGGCACAGGUGGACAUGUUUCCUAUUCCUUUGUUCUUCAUUCCAGCACAGAAACGGCGUUGGGCGGCACCCGGAUGGCUCAUUUUUGUGUGUGUUUUUCUUCUUUACCUUUGGCGCGGAGUUUUGAGAGCAACAGAGUCGGAACACAUUAAUUUGUUUUUUGCUUUCUUUUGUAAGAUAUGGUACUGCGAGGGAGGAUGUUGGAUGACCUUUGAUAUUUGCCUGAAUGGUCUGGCUAGGCGUUGACAAGUAUGAAAAAUAUUAGAACGGUUCAGUUUUUUUCUCCUGA